Messenger RNA from Lasiosphaeria miniovina, 1922 nucleotides. Its product is annotated as Tubulin/FtsZ, GTPase domain-containing protein. The transcript is spliced from 6 exons. Gene Ontology annotation, cellular component: gamma-tubulin complex; cytoplasm; microtubule. NCBI's taxonomy places the organism in Eukaryota, Fungi, Ascomycota, Sordariomycetes, Sordariales, Lasiosphaeriaceae. Gene Ontology annotation, biological process: microtubule nucleation; mitotic cell cycle; meiotic spindle organization. Bases 76 to 1641 code for a protein of 521 amino acids. Gene Ontology annotation, molecular function: GTP binding; structural constituent of cytoskeleton. The record is from RefSeq and is a predicted model, not a curated record.
GCUUUGAGCAGAUUGCUUCAAGUAUCCUUCUAUUAUAAUUUAUUCGUACCUUCCUAUAAGUACUGUGUAAUUUACAUGAACUUACGUAACAUUACCCUACCGACGUCAAUUAAGUGCCCCUCCAUUUUUGCGGGGUCCGAAAUUCGCGUCAAGAACAACCGCGGAGACGCGUCGGGCUUCCAAAGUUCACUUUAUUCUCUGCAGUCAUCUAACUACCAUUCUGUUAUCGCCACAAAUGACACCAUCACCACAAUGCCCAGGGAAAUAAUCACAAUUCAGGCUGGCCAAUGCGGCAACAGCAUUGGCAGCCAAUUUUGGCAGCAGCUUUGCCAGGAGCAUGGGAUCAGCCAAGAUGGAAACCUAGAGGAUUUUGCGACCGAGGGCGGUGACCGCAAGGAUGUGUUUUACUACCAGAGCGACGAUACGCGCUACAUCCCGCGGGCAAUUCUUGUCGAUCUCGAGCCUCGAGUCAUAAACGGAAUCCAGACAGGGCCGUACAAAAAUAUCUAUAAUCCCGAGAACUUCUACAUAGGAAAGAAUGGCGUGGGAGCCGGCAACAACUGGGGUGACGGUUAUCAGACUGGAGAGUUGGUACACGAAGAGAUUAUGGAGAUGAUUGACCGCGAAGCGGAUGGCAGCGAUUCACUGGAGGGGUUCAUGAUGCUUCACUCAAUCGCCGGCGGCACAGGGUCUGGUUUGGGGUCUUUUCUCCUCGAAAGACUAAAUGACCGCUUCCCCAAGAAGAUCAUCCAGACAUACUCUGUCUUUCCGGACACGACCAACUCCGGCGACGUCGUUGUCCACCCUUACAACAGCAUGUUAGCAAUGAAGAGGCUAACGCAAAAUGCGGACUCGGUUGUCGUUCUUGACAAUGGAGCUCUGUCUCACAUCGCCGCCGAUAGGCUCCAUCUGCAAGAGCCUUCAUUCCAACAAACAAAUCAGUUGGUGUCUACCGUCAUGUCGGCCAGCACCACCACCUUGAGAUACCCCGGCUAUAUGCAUAACGAUCUUGUCAGCAUUUUAGCAUCACUGAUCCCAACCCCGCGUUGCCACUUCCUGAUGACGUCCUAUACCCCCUUUACCGGUGACCAGGUCGAGCAGGCCAAGACCGUCCGGAAGACUACGGUUUUAGACGUAAUGCGACGGCUUUUGCAGCCUAAAAACCGCAUGGUAUCGACGGUUCCGGGAAAGAAAAGCUGCUACAUUUCUAUCCUAAACGUGAUCCAAGGAGAAGUUGACCCCACUGAUGUCCACAAGAGCCUCCUCCGCAUCCGGGAGCGACGGCUAGCGACGUUUAUUCCCUGGGGUCCAGCAAGCAUUCAGGUGGCCUUGACCAAGAGAAGCCCGUACAUCCCAAUGGCCCACCGUGUGAGCGGACUGAUGCUAGCGAAUCACACAAGCAUUGCCACUCUCUUCAAGAGAAUAUUCCGGCAGUACGAUGGCAUGCGGAAACGAAACGCCUUCCUGGAGGGCUACAAGAAAACAGCCCCAUUUGCAGAUAACCUUAGCGAGUUUGAUGAGGCCAAGGAAGUCGUUACAGAUCUCAUCGCUGAGUACGAGGCUGCUGAGAAUCCCGACUAUCUCAACCCCGAUCUAGGAGAAGGGGGGUUGUCGACUGAGACGGACCGGCGAGACAGAUGAAUGAACGGAGCGUGCACAGGUAGAAACCGCGGUGUUCGGGAGCUAAGCAUUUUUUUUCUUUUGCUUUCUUUCUUUCAGCUCAGUGGUUUAGGUGGAUUUUGUUUUUCUACUGUAUUCCACGCAUGGGCAAGAGCCUGCAACGAACAGUGCCAGGAAUGGAGUUUAAGGCCUCGGGAGUUCAGCGGCAGUAAAUUGAUGUCUUAUGAUGCUGCCAUUCGUGGCGCAAAAGAUGAAUAGCUCUAAAUCAUGAUAAUAAACCAAGUACGUUCAAGAUCACAAGA